GCUCGGUUCGACAUCCUUAACCCCCCUCCACGCACAACUGACAAUAGUCUCGUCCCAGUUUUCAUUGAUAAACCUGUUGUUGUCACUUUCAGCCACUUCUGAUUCUUUCGCUUGUUGUUGAAAUACUUUUUCACGGAGAUUUUUUUAAGCCAACAGAUCCAAAUUCAAAAUGGAUGGUGGAUCUUCAGAAAACUGUAUGAAAUAUAUUCUUUUUUUCUUUAAUUUGAUCAUCUUUAUCUUGGGUAUUGCUGGUGUUGCCCUCGGAAGCGUCUUGCUGGCUAGAAAGGACCUUUUACUAGAGGGGCUUGACGAAAUUAAAAUUGAAGGUGUUCUUGAUGGCUUUGAUAAUGAGACGAUUAAGGCUGCUGCCAUCGUUCUGAUAAUUGCAUCUGUUGUUGCUGUAUUUAUUGCAUUCUUCGGUUGCUUUGGAACAUGGAAAGAGAACAUCUGGAUGCUUGGAACAUACAGUACAAUAAUGACCAUUAUCCUUGCUCUACAAGUUGCUGUCUUCGUAAUGAUCGUUGUGGCUCGGCCAAAGGUAAUUAGAAUUAAUUAAGAAAAACCUGAUUAUUUUUGAUACAAAUGAAUCCAGUUUUAAUUUAUUACAUAUCUUGUU
Molecule: messenger RNA, 616 nt
Organism: Octopus sinensis (East Asian common octopus)
Lineage: Eukaryota; Metazoa; Mollusca; Cephalopoda; Octopoda; Octopodidae
Product: CD81 antigen-like
Exons: 4
Coding region: 170-556 (128 amino acids)
Cellular component (GO): membrane
Source: RefSeq, a predicted model, not a curated record